AUGGUCAGAUACGCUGCUACCCCAGCCAACCCUGCUAAGGCUGCCAAGUCUAGAGGUUCUUAUCUCCGUGUUCACUUCAAGAACACACACGAAGUUGCUGCUGCUGUUCAAGGUUUAAAGUUGAGCAAGGCUUAUGCUUAUCUCAACAACGUUACCGAACACAAGCAAGUCAUCCCCUUCCGUAAAUUCAACGGUGGUGUUGGUCGUGCUUCUCAAGCCAAGGAAUUCAAGGCCACUCAAGGUCGCUGGCCCGUCAAGUCCGUCAAGUUCGUCACUGACCUCUUGAAGAACGCUGAAAGCAACGCCGAAGCUAAGGGUUUGAACGUUGAAGACCUCCACAUCUCCAGCAUUGUUGUCAACCAAGCUCCCAAACACCGUCGUCGUACUUAUCGUGCUCACGGUAGAAUCAACCCCUUUAUGUCUUCUCCUUGUCAUAUUGAAGUCAUUCUCACUGAAAAGGAUGAAGUUGUUGCCCGUGCUGCUGAUAAGAAGGUUGUCAAGCUCAAUGCUCGUCAAUUGGCCCGUAACGCUCGUCUU
Messenger RNA from Gilbertella persicaria, 537 nucleotides. Its product is annotated as 50S ribosomal protein L22. Gene Ontology annotation, cellular component: cytosolic large ribosomal subunit; ribosome. Gene Ontology annotation, biological process: cytoplasmic translation. Lineage: Eukaryota; Fungi; Mucoromycota; Mucoromycetes; Mucorales; Choanephoraceae. The annotation marks the transcript as partial. Gene Ontology annotation, molecular function: structural constituent of ribosome. The transcript is spliced from 4 exons. The record is from RefSeq and is a predicted model, not a curated record.